Carassius gibelio (silver crucian carp) is the source of this 5680-nucleotide messenger RNA. Its product is annotated as disks large-associated protein 1. Gene Ontology annotation, cellular component: postsynaptic specialization; glutamatergic synapse. The coding region runs from base 297 to 3287 and encodes 996 amino acids. Gene Ontology annotation, molecular function: molecular adaptor activity. The transcript is spliced from 12 exons. Lineage: Eukaryota; Metazoa; Chordata; Actinopteri; Cypriniformes; Cyprinidae. The record is from RefSeq and is a predicted model, not a curated record. Gene Ontology annotation, biological process: signaling.
CGUCCCUCCGCUGCAGAGGCUCCACGGCUCGCUGUCAGGUGCGGGUCAGACAGACUCCACUAUCAUAUUCGGCGACCACCCGUCCAUACACUGACUGUAUUUCAGUGUAUGCCAAAGGAUUUUUACCACUCUGUCUUUAUGAAUUGCGACUGAUAAAUCCUCUAAGGUUGGUGUGGAGUUUUGUAACAAAAGAAUUCCUGUGUGCACUGGAAUAUAUCAGCCGAAAAUGAGGAUCUGUUGAGCAACAUACUGUGCGUGGAUGCCUUCGACCCUUGCUGGAUGAUUCCGUCUCUGUGAUGAAAGGCUUAUCCAGCAGCCGCAGCCACCACCACAUGGUGACCUGUGACCCCUCUUUAGACUCCAUGGGUCACCACUUGGACCACAAGCCCUACCUCAUCAACCAGAUCGACAGCCCCCAUCCGGUCGACCACUCUUACUACUCCCAGAGAAGCCCUUACCAGCCUGACUGUGUGGUGCCUUACGGGACCUUCCCUCGCCGACACUAUAGCUCUCAGCAUGAGCUGAAGGACGAGACCGCUGUGGUUCCCUACACCGGGGGAGGGGUUCCAGCCAGCAAGAGCCAACAGCGUCUCCCCAUUGCUCUGUUGGAUCAGUUCGACCGACAACUCCCUGUGCCUCGGGAUGGCUAUCACACGUUACAGUACAAGCGUGCCGCUGCAGCCUUGGAGCAACGGAGUGACAGCCCUGGCCGAAUCCGGCACCUGGUGCACUCUGUUCAGAAGUUAUUCACCAAGUCCCAUUCACUAGAGGGCCCACACCAUGGUCACGGCCACGGCAAAGGCAGCAUCAACGGAGGCAAGGCCAGCCCCGACGGAGAACCCCCUGCUAUUCGGCACCGCAAGCGCAGCAAGAGCCGGGAGCGCUGCAAAUCAGCUGAACCUAAGAACAGGACGCCACCUUCUGGCUACUGGAGCUCAGAUGAAUUGGAACGCGAGGCCUGCCUAUUUCAUCAUGGACCACCGGGCGUCAUGACCAUGGGCCGUCACCCAGACAAGUCGCAGUCACAAUACUUCUUGGAAGCCUACAACACCAUCAAUGACCAGGCACUUAAAAACUCCCGCAGCAGCAAUGAUUUGGGCAAGUGCUCGACGUGCACAAGCAUCCCGCUGAGUAUGGAUGCUUCACAGCUCAUGAAGAAGAGCUCGUGGUCGUCCUCUCUCACGGUGAGCAGAGCACGUCAAGUCUACCAGAAGGCCUCGGUAAAUGUAGAUAAGGCUCUAAUGAAAGCAGAGGCUUGUCAGCAGGAGCGAUCAUGCCAAUUCUUGCAGGUCCCUCAAGACGAGUGGGGAGGCUUUCCACUGGGGAAAGAUGAGGAUAUCCCAUGUAGACGCAUGCGCAGCGGGAGUUACGUCAAAGCCAUGGCAGAGGAUGACAGCGGAGACUCAGACGGCAGCCCUAAACCCUCACCCAAAAUGCAGGCACGACGGGCCAGCUACCUCAAAGCCACCCAGCCAUCACUGACAGAGAUGACCACUCUGAAUAUCUCCACAGAACACUCUCCAAAGCUGCAGAUCCGGAGUCACAGUUACUUGCGGGCAGUGAGUGAAGUUUCCAUCAAUAGGAGCAUGGACACCCUGGACCCCAAAUCUCUGCUAGCCUCUCCACAAUACCGCUCACGCAACGAGAGCUACAUGAGGGCUAUGAGCACCAUCAGCCAGAUGAGUGAGGUUGAGGUUAACGGGCAGAUCGAGGCAAUGUGUGAGAGUCUGUUCAGUGAAAUGGAGUCACAGGGAGUGGACACCCUGGACCUUCCCAUGCCCGGGUGCUUCCGCAUGAGGAGUCACAGUUACGUGCGUGCCAUGGACCAGGGCUGCUCACAGGACGACGACGACGGGCCUUUGCUCCCAGCUUCCCCCCCGAGAACCACCACUACAGUCAGAACCAUCCAGAGCAGCACAAUAUCAUCAUGUAUCACCACCUACAAGAAGACUCCUCCGCCGGUACCUCCUCGCACCUCCACCAAGCCAUUCAUCUCCAUCACGGCCCAGAGCAGCACUGAGUCUGCGCAGGACGCUUACAUGGACGGUCCCGGGACGAGGUGUGAGCCCGUCCUCCACUCUGGCCUGAGCAAUUCCACUGAGAGCAUUGACAGCAUGAAAGCGCUGACGGCAGCCAUCGAGGCAGCCAAUGCUCAGAUCCACGGCCCUGUCAGUCAGCAUGUCAGCAACAGCACCAUCACCAUCAGCACUACACCCCCCUCUCCGCUGCCCAUGCCUGUGCCCGUCCCCAUACCCAUACCAGCCCUGGAAGACGUGCGCAGGGAUAUGCUCAGGAAGAGCAGGUGCCUUUCCAUUGGCAUCCAGGUGGAUGGGCCUGAGAACCAGGAACUGGAGGACCAGUCCAAGUUUCAGUCAGUGGGGAUUCAGGUUGAGGAAGAGCAUGGUCACCGGCGGUUCAAGCGCUCUAACAGCGUGACGACAGCGGUCCAGGCUGAUCUGGACACUCCGGACUACACACCAGCUGACUCUUCUGUAACAGAUUUCCCCUCCUCGGGCUGCUUGUCGCGGCAGUACUCGCGUGAUGCCGCCACCUCCACCGUCAGCAUCCAGGGCUCAGGGAAUCACUACCACGCCUGCAACUCAGAUGAGUAUGAGGACGUUGGCUUUGAUCCCUCCAUCCUGCCUCCACCUGACCCAUGGAUUGAUAGUGUAACAGAAGAUCCACUGGAAGUCGUAGGCCGCUCUGUGUGUCAGCGUGAUGGCCACUGGUUCCUAAAGCUGCUGCAGGCAGAGACUGAACGUAUGGAGGGCUGGUGCAGGCAGAUGGAGCACGACGAGAAGGAGAACAAGCUACCUGAUGAGAUCCUGGGGAAGAUCCGCAGUGCAGUGGGAAGUGCACAGCUGCUUAUGUCCCAGAAGUUUCAGCAGUUCAGGGAACUGUGUGAGGAAAAUCUGCAGAACCCAAAUGCUCACCCCCGGCCAGUGGCUCAAGAUCUCGCAGGAUUCUGGGACAUGCUUCAACUUUCCAUUGAGAAUAUCAGCUUAAAGUUCGAUGAGCUUCACCAACUCAAAGCCAACAACUGGAGACCCCUCGACCCCCCUGAAAGAAAGGAGAGAAGGCUGCCUCCCCCAGUGCCAAAGAAACCCCCGAAAGGCCACCCUCCUCUGGCCAGAGAUCGCUCGCUGGAAAGCACCGAGAAACAGCGUCAAGAUGCGCGCAAACGUUUGAUGGCGGCCAAGCGAGCUGCUUCAGUACGGCAGAACUCGGCCACAGAGAGCGCAGACAGCAUCGAGAUCUAUAUACCCGAGGCCCAGACCAGACUAUGAAACUGCCAAACAUGAAAACGCACUCACACACAAAUGCCCAGGUGCAGGAUUCCACCGUGAGCACAACACCUCACACAGAUCUAUAUCUGCCUAAUGCUAAGAUCACUGUAAAUUAGGAGCGCCACACACCAGCACCAUGAUAGCACAGAAGUAGUAAUUUGACCUUCCAUUAUUUAAUAAAUGACAACCAACAUAGAUGUACAUCAUAUUUCUAUGACCCCCAAGAUGUUAGGGAAAAAUGACUUGUUUAAUUUUACACAAAUGAAAACGAGGCUGUAGGUUGUACUGUGUUGUGGUCAAUCUAAUUUUCACAGCAUGUUGUUUUUUUUUUCUCAUGAAGCUUUUUGGAAAGACUUCAAAAAAGAAAUCCCAUUAAAUGUCCUGAACUUCCAGUAGUUGAAAUGGUCAAGGGACGUUAGUUUUGUUCUUUUUUUUUUUUUUUUUUUUUUUUUUUAUUAAUGCUCUUUAAAACAAUAAAAUUCUCUAAACAAUAAAACAAAAAGAAUUAUUUUAGAACAGCACUGCAUAAAAUGUUAAGACUUGUUUUCUUAGUUUAUAUCUUGAAUAAACACUACUGCUCAUAGGUUUGUGGAUGUUAAGAAUUUUAUUUGAUGGAAAAUACAGUAAAAACAUUAACAAAUAUUGUGAUAAAUGAUUACAAUUUAAAAUAACAAUUUGCUAUUUUUAUUUAUUUUAAAACGUAUUCCUGUAAUGGCAAAGCAGCCGUUAUUCCAGUCUUCAGUGAUUCUUCAGAAAUCAUUCUAAUAUGCUGAUUUGGUGCUCAAUAAAAAAAAAAAUCAUAUAAUGAUGUUGAAAACACUUGCUGAUUAUUUUUUUUGUGGAAACUGAUACUUUUUUUUUUUUUUACUUUGACGAAUAAAGUAAAAAAAAAAAAAAUGAUCUUUUGUAACAAUAUAGAUGACUUUACUCUCACUUUUGAUCAAUUUAAUGCAUCUUUGUGGAAUAAAAGUAAAAUUUAUUUAAAAAAAAAAAAAAAAAAAUCUUAACACUAAAGUUGUAAGAAUGCCAGUGUGGUUCCACAAAAUACAGUAGUAUAAAAGAUACAUUCUCUGCCAACAAGUCUUUCAUGUCUUAUACAGUGUUGCUUCUUAAUUUAUCUUGUUUCAAUGGUUUCUGGAUAUUUUAACUGGACAAUUAGACCAAAAUCCUCAUUAAGAGUAUGAUUUUUGCAGUGCUUAAUUAUAUACCACUGAAUAUAACUACUGACCUUUGCUUGUGCACAACAGCAUUUUUUACACCUCAAAACAGAACCUGACCAGCGCAGAACUGUCCCUUAUAGCCUCGCUUUUAUUUGUGUCAAAUGAACUAUGUGUACCUUGAAUAAGAUCUAUGACUGGAUUAUUCACAUGCACACUAUUUGGAGCGCAGCCAAUUUAUAUAUAUAUAUAUAUAUAUAUAUAUAUAUAUAUAUAUAUAUAUAUACACACACUUUUUUUAUGCAUGUGUGGUUACAUUCAGUUUGUUUGUAAGCACAUAUAAUCACGAUUACACGUGCACACGUUGUAACAACCUCUCAGAGCCAUUGGCUGACCUUCGUUCACCAUGUAUAUAAACAUGGGCAUAUACACGUAUAUACAGUUCUACACAAACUUACGACAAAUAAUUAAACAUAAGCGCAUUCACUCUGAGUCUAACAGGCUGGGUGUUUGUAAUAUAAUCUGUCUGUACCUUUUUACUUAAUGGUGGAAGGAAUGUUAUAGCAGGUUCAAUGUUUUACUUCUCCUGUCUUUCCCAUCUGUCUCUCUCUUACACACAGUUUUAAUCUGAUGAUCUGGAAAGAUGUGAUCACAGUGACUGAUGUUCCUAGCCAUGUGAAGUAGAUAAACCUUCUCUCUCAGACCCUCUUACCAUCUAGGAAAUACUGUAUCCUGUUAUCUUUAAGCAUUUCUGUUUUUUCCUCAGAAGAGCAGAAUUGCUUGCAGUUCCAUCCUUGCCCACACUCUCUCCUUUUUUACCUUUUUUUUUUGUGCAAUUGGAAAAUGAUGACCACAUAACAGGGUACUUUAAGCUAAAAGCAAUACUCAUGAGAAAUUCCAAUGUUGGUACAUUUUUUUUUGAUGUAGAGAUUCUGUCAAACUGAUUCAUUGCUGACGAAGAGAUGCCUUCACUAUUCUGUAGCCAUUUCUGUUCUUGUCGUUCUGAUGCUUGCUAUUGUGAACGCUUCUCAAUGGCCACUUUUGAACAGUUCUUCUUAUUUUAAAUCCUAUUUAGUCAUAUGUGGGACAUUUAGGUACAUUAUUAUAUUCUUUAGUGUAUAAAUACAAAUAAACUUACUAAUCAUUUUUCUAACAUAGAUUUGGGGCCUUCUGUGGAUUUUUAUGUAGACAAGUAGAGGCACUUCAAUGAGACAACUGCAAAAUAAAUAAAUAAAA